AUGCAGGACAUUUAUGAAGACAGCGAGAUAGUGUCGAGGUGUGCGCUAGGAGUGACAGAUGGGUUCAAAGUGAAACUGGCUCUGAGCCCCUUCUUGUUUGCACUGGUGACGGACAGGCUGACAGAUGAGGUCAGGCAGGAGUCUGUGGACUAUUCAGGGAUGAAGGAAGACAUGCAGAGAGCUGGAUGUAGCAGAGCAGAUGGAGGAGGGUGCCUCAUUUUCUUUCUUCAGGUGGAAGUUCUUGAUGCCAAGACAAGGGAGCAGCUUUGUUUUCUAGACAAGGUGGAGCCCCACUCGACAGUAGGAGACAUAAAGAGCCUUUUUCACAAAUCAUAUCCUCACUGGUAUCCAGCAAGACAGGCCCUGAAGCUUGAUCCAAAGGGAAAAUCACUCAGAGAUGAUGAAAUCUUACAGAAUCUACCAGUGGGAACCACUGCCACCAUGUAUUUCAAAGAUCUUGGUCCACAAUUAGGCUGGACUAUGGUGUUUCUUGCAGAGUAUAUCGGGCCCCUUCUGAGCUACCUCCUCUUCUAUUUUCGAAUACCCUACAUUUACUCAAACAGAUAUGCACUUAGUUCCAGCCCCCACCCUGUUGUCACACUGGCCUGCGUCUGUCAUACCUUCCACUACACGAAGAGGCUGAUAGAGACAAUCUUUGUGCACCGCUUCUCACAUGGGACCAUGCCUCUCAGGACUAUAGUCAAGAAUUGUGCCUAUUACUGGGGGUUUUCAGCAUGGUUGGCUUACUAUAUCAACCACCCUCUCUAUACGCCUCCAUCAUACGGAGAACUGCAAGUCAACUAUGCACUAAUUCUAUUUGUGAUGUGUGAAAUGGGCAACUUCUCCAUUCACUUGACUCUGAAUAAGCUCAGGGGAGAUGGACCCAAGGGUAGAAGAUUUCCUAUGCCAAAUAAGAACCCCUUCACCUGGCUUUUCUUCUUUGUAUCCUGCCCAAACUACACAUACGAGGUUGGAGCUUGGGUGAGCUUUUCUAUCAUGACCCAGUGUCUGCCAGUGGCAUUUUACACAUUACUGGGGUUUAUUCAGAUGACCAUCUGGGCCAAAGGAAAGCACAGAGCCUACAUCAGGGAAUUCAAGGACUAUCCCAGUCUCCGAGUGGCUAUUAUACCUCUGAUUCUUUGAUAAGGCUUAAAGCAUGAACCUCAUACAAAGAAACAAAGAAGUCUGCUGCUGCUACUAUGCAAUUUUGUCUACAAAUGAAUGAGCCGAACUAGGAGGAAACAGAGCAAUAAUGUGGCUGUUUACGUGUUUAAGGCUUUAAAAAACCUUUAAAGUCAGCAAUAAUAGCAGUGUUUAAUAUCAACAGAAGAUUGGAUUUCUUUCUCAGAGGUUGAUUUAGCAUUGUGAUAAAACUCAGAGUUCCUCCUGUCAUAUUAGCUACGCUUUAACAUUUGGAUUUUCUAUGUUUGAUUCUUUCAGAAUAUUAAGGAGUGUUUGAGAAACCAGCGAGGAGUGCUGACUGCAUAUUGGUUUGUUAGCAUACGUUGUUGCUUUUUAUUACGAGAUGAAAGUUUUCUAGUUACAUGUAAGUGAAAGAAAUUGAGCAUCCUCAUCCUCAUCAUAAAGUGCCUGCGGAAGCAAACGAAGAAAUUUGAAAUGUCACAGCAUCCAUUUAAGAGUGCGACAUCACUUUUAAGCUCUCAGGAGGAACGCUGAUAAAGCAGGUGUUUAAUCACGCUAAAGUUAAGCCCUUCUAAUGCUUAUCUCAGAUAGUUUUCUCCAGAGAAGUGCAAACUGUACUGACGUUAAUGUACAGAGACUUUAUCAGGUAGUCAGUGAUAAGCGCUGCAGU
Maylandia zebra (zebra mbuna) is the source of this 1813-nucleotide messenger RNA. The record is from RefSeq and is a predicted model, not a curated record. Lineage: Eukaryota; Metazoa; Chordata; Actinopteri; Cichliformes; Cichlidae.